Messenger RNA from Arachis ipaensis, 1500 nucleotides. RefSeq names its product putative protein phosphatase 2C 60. Gene Ontology annotation, biological process: protein dephosphorylation. NCBI's taxonomy places the organism in Eukaryota, Viridiplantae, Streptophyta, Magnoliopsida, Fabales, Fabaceae. Gene Ontology annotation, molecular function: protein serine/threonine phosphatase activity; cation binding. The record is from RefSeq and is a predicted model, not a curated record.
UUUUUUAGCACAGCACCGAAACCUUGAAAUCCAGAAAAUUCGAAGACCCCAAAUCGCUCAAAUCAACGAAGCUUCUGCAAAGUUUCUUCCUUUACUUGUGAUCCCUCUUAUCACUGGUUCUCUAUUCUCUGGGUCAAUUCUCCUCCGAUUAUUGAUCAUACUACAAAAGACCCCUUUUUCAAUACACAUCAUCAUCAUCAUCAUCAUCAUCAUCACCAGCACUUUGUUGUUUCAGAAGUAAAAAAGAGUUUUUUUUUUUUCCUUUUUGGAUUUCUCAGUUGGGUUGGUUCUGUGACACUCAAGGGACACUCAGCUAUUGAGAAUGGGAAUAUAUCUAAGCACACCCAAAACUGAAAAGUUUUCUGAAGAUGGUGAAAAUGACCGUCUUAGAUAUGGUUUAUCAUCCAUGCAAGGCUGGCGUGCAACAAUGGAAGAUGCUCAUGCUGCAUAUACUGAUCUGGAUGAUUCUACUUCGUUUUUUGGUGUCUACGAUGGGCAUGGAGGUAAGGUGGUUGCAAAGUUUUGUGCAAAGUUUCUUCAUCAACAGGUGCUCAGAAGUAAAGAAUAUGCAGAUGGAGAUAUAGGAACCUCUCUUCAGAAAGCAUUUCUAAGAAUGGAUGACAUGAUGCGUGGUCAAAGGGGAUGGAGGGAAUUAUCAGUGUUGGGGGAUAAGAUAAACAAGUUUACUGGAAUGAUAGAAGGGUUGAUUUGGUCUCCAAAAGGUACCGAUGGUGGUGACCAAGUUGAUGAUUGGGCUUUUGAGGAGGGACCUCAUGCUGAUUUUGCUGGCCCAACUUCAGGAAGCACUGCCUGUGUUGCUGUUAUUAGAAACAACCAACUUUUUGUUGCAAAUGCUGGUGAUUCGCGUUGUGUAAUUUCUCGAAAGGGUCAGGCAUACAAUUUGUCUAGAGAUCACAAACCUGAGCUUGAGAUUGAAAAGGAAAGAAUCUUAAAAGCUGGUGGUUUUAUUCACGCAGGACGAGUUAAUGGAAGUUUAAAUCUUGCAAGAGCUAUUGGUGACAUGGAAUUUAAACAGAAUAAAUUUCUUCCCGCUGAAAAACAAAUUGUAACUGCCAAUCCAGAUAUAAACACUGUCGACCUUUGUGAAGAAGAUGAAUUCAUGGUCCUAGCUUGUGAUGGCAUAUGGGAUUGCAUGUCAAGCCAACAGUUGGUAGAUUUUAUUCAUGAACAAUUGCGCUCUGAAACCAAGCUUUCUGUAGUGUGCGAAAGAGUACUCGAUCGGUGUUUGGCUCCAUCAACCGCCGGUGGCGAGGGAUGCGACAACAUGACGAUGAUCUUGGUGCAGUUCAAGAAGCCAGCUCAAUCCAGUGCACCACCGGAAGAGCAGCAAUCCUCUGCAAACGAAAAAGCUGAAGAAGCUCAUGAACCAAAAGCGGAUAGUAGUGAAAGUUAGGGUGUUUUUUCUGAAGCAAUAGUGCUCAUAUGUAUUAUAUUUUAUUUUAUAUCUCAUAUAUAGUGUGCACUGGUGAUUACACUGCC